AUGAGUGAUGAAGUUACUGGUGGAUUAGGUGUCAUUACUAAUGACUUACCAGAAGGUAAUAAACAGGCGGGAGUAAAUAAUCACAAUGCACAUCAUGGAUACUGUAACUAUAUAAUUUAUUAUAGCGAAUUGAAUAAUGUUAGUUUUGAUAUUACAAAAUAUAAUCAUUACCAUCACAAAACUACAUUGCAAUUUUCUACUAUAAGGAUUGUUCAGACUCAAGCAUAA
Funneliformis caledonium is the source of this 228-nucleotide messenger RNA. The record is from the annotation of a GenBank genome assembly. Lineage: Eukaryota; Fungi; Glomeromycota; Glomeromycetes; Glomerales; Glomeraceae.